This is a messenger RNA of Prorocentrum cordatum, 1312 nucleotides long. Lineage: Eukaryota; Dinophyceae; Prorocentrales; Prorocentraceae. The record is from the annotation of a GenBank genome assembly.
AUCUUAUUUCCGGGCGCUGCCGCCGGCCGAAGAGUUAUUGGAGGUGGGCUUCGACGACAUAACUUUCGACUCUGGCCGCUGCUGGCAGGGCGCCAGCCAGAACAUUCGGCUGCGCUAUCGGCCGUUGGCGCCCGGUGGCCUUGGCAGCCUGGUUCGGGCGCCGCCCGGCUCGGAAGCACCGCCGUCGGGCUCCGGCCUGCGGCCCGAGCCCCAUGACCAAUUCUCUUGGCUCGACGGUGUGGCGGCGCAGUGGAUGAGCGACGUGCGAGACGAGUUCACGCUCCGGCUCACUCAACCUGCCGCAGGUUGCGCCGACUCUGAGCGGCGCAGGGAUCGUCCGCAAUCCAGCGGCUGCGAUACUUGUUCUCCAGUCGAACUACGGGCGCAAGAGGACGCGAAGUGUCUGGCCGGCAUGCGGAAUCCACAUUUCGCGUGCGGCGUCUGGCCGCAGCUGCGGUACGGCAUGCGGCUAGUGCUGGCGGCGCUGGUCAAGGCGCGGCACGCUGACGCUUCACUUGCUAACCUGGCGGCUGCCUGCGGCCACGCGCCAACCAGGGAGCCGCCGAGCGACUCAGCGAUCAAGCGAGUCCGUGCCGAGGAGGCAGUGCUCCAGACAGGCGACCCGGACAAGCCGCUGGCCGAGUGGUUGGAGCACGGGGCGCCCAUGGGCAUCGCCCGCGCCAUCGAGCCAGGGUCUUUGUUUCCAGUGCGGGAGUCUGCAGCAGAGUCCACGCUGGACGAGGACGCUCUGGCUUCUGCUUACCACGGCAAUCACCCUUCAUUCAGUGACGCGCGCGGCAAACCGGUGCCACCGACGCAAGAUCUCAUCCGUGGUUAUCUGCAGAAGGGCUAUGGUAUCCAGUAUUCUUCCGCCAGGCGCCGCGGGUUCGCGACGCUGAAGCAGGCCCGCGCCCUAUGCGGAAAGGCGGCGCGAAUCGCUCAGGUGGUGCCCGCUGCUUCGCCCUUUGCAGGUGCGCUGUUGGCAGCUCUCGGCGGUGCCACGCGUGCCGCGGACCGCGGGCGCCCGGAAGCGCCGCCGGGCCAGGUAGCUGUGCAGCGUUUCUUCACAGCCGCCGGCUGGUUCAGAGCGUUGGUCGAGCCGGACAAUCUGGGCCCUGCGGCCCCUACGAAACUAUUCCCUCUACAACGAGUUGUUUACGCAUCGCCAGACCUGGUUCGAUUAGGUAGGUCGAAGUUCCACGUCGAGUUCGAUGCGUCCCUUUGCGGCGGCGGCGCCGUUCUGAUGGCCGGUUUCCGACCGAUCGAGUACUUCGCCGUUUCUUGGGACGAGAACGUAGUGAGCAUGUUCGAG